Messenger RNA from Protopolystoma xenopodis, 219 nucleotides. NCBI's taxonomy places the organism in Eukaryota, Metazoa, Platyhelminthes, Monogenea, Polystomatidea, Polystomatidae. The record is from the annotation of a GenBank genome assembly.
AUGCCACUGGCCUGUGCAAGUCUUGAUAAUAAAUCACGCUCCGCUCCAGAAGCGUUUUUUUUCUUUCGCUCAACUCUCCCAAGUGGCUCAAGUCUCCCACGUCGUGCCGCAGAUACGGCCGGUCAGCGACCAAGUCGCUCAGUCUCGCUCCACCCGUCCACCCCCACGCCGGCCCAAGUGAUCCCCGGUCCUGAUGCGGACCUUGUCGUGUACCAAUAA